AUGGUGAAUGGUAACUUUGCUUACGGUGUGACCGGAGCAGCGCUGAGUGUUAUGGUAGAGGACAACGCCAAGCAAUGCUUCUACCAAGAUGUCGAGGCUCCUGUGAGGUAUAAAGUAGACUGGAGAGUGACGAGGGGUGGUCACAACGAUAUAGAUAUCAGCAUAGAAAAACCAAAUGGAGAAAAAGAACUCGAACUUUUAAAGAGUAACCACGGGACUCAUGUUUUCGAUGCGAUGCCUGGAUUAUACGUCAUGUGUUUUAGUAACGAAUUUUCAACAUUUGCUCACAAACAAGUAUUCUUUAGCUUCCGUCCUGAGAAUGUGGAGAGUCUUGCUGAAGAGGCUGGUCAAAAGGUUUUCCCAAAAGCACAAACUGCUCUUGAGAUGUCGUUUGAGAAUUUGCAUAGUCAUCUCACUAGUGUCUCCAGUGUUCAGCUAGAUUACCGGAACAAGGCUUCCUUAGGUCACAAUGUGGCUGACCAUUUGAACUUCUGUGUCCAGCUUAUGUCCUUGGCUUUAGCUGUUGUCAUCUUUGUGGUGGGUGCAGGACAAGUUAUGGUGCUUCGAUUAUUCUUUACGGACACGUAUUCCAGUGUGCAAGAGACUUUGAAAAAGGCAGCACAUACAGAAUUUAUUGAUCCGAUGGGCGCACCAAUGUAG
Lineus longissimus is the source of this 660-nucleotide messenger RNA. Its product is annotated as transmembrane emp24 domain-containing protein 3-like. The transcript has a single exon. The record is from RefSeq and is a predicted model, not a curated record. Bases 1 to 660 code for a protein of 219 amino acids. Gene Ontology annotation, cellular component: COPII-coated ER to Golgi transport vesicle; endoplasmic reticulum-Golgi intermediate compartment; endoplasmic reticulum. Gene Ontology annotation, biological process: intracellular protein transport; Golgi organization; endoplasmic reticulum to Golgi vesicle-mediated transport. NCBI's taxonomy places the organism in Eukaryota, Metazoa, Nemertea, Pilidiophora, Heteronemertea, Lineidae.